ACAUAUAGUGUCGUCAUCACCCUAUUUUCAAUAACACAAGUGUUCAUUGUUGUGGUCGAUGUCAUCAGCUGACGAAAAUUAAAUUUCUGUGUAUUUAUUUAAAAUAUUCAUAAUAAAAAUUGAAAAUGUACAGUCAGGACCAGGGGCUGGAUAUCCUAGCUGCAUUGUCGAUGUUGAAUCAUCUCAGCAACACUGAUUUGGGAGAAAUAUUGAACGAUGAUGGAAGAUUCGAGGAAGUUGUCAAUGACAUAAAACAGUUUAAAGAAUUGGAAUCUGAAAAGGAAGUUCUGAUCGCUGGAAAUCGUUCUCUGGCCGAAGUCAACCUAGCAAAACAACCCCAACUCGAGGAAAAUAAAAAAGCAUUACAUGAACUGUCUGAGAAAGGUUGUGAGCUCUGUACAAGUGUACAAGACAAAAUUACUGAAUUAAAGGAAAAAUCUGGAGCUUUGUCAGUUGAGUCAGCCCUCGAGCUGUUGCAAGCUGCUGCUGCGGAAAUUGAAGAAGAAUCGGAAAAAAUAGCUGAAAAAUUCUUAUCGGGGGAUACAGAAGUCGAUGAAUUCCUGGAUCAAUUCUUGACGCGAAGAAAGAUAAUGCAUUUACGAAAGGUGAAGGUAGACAAAAUGCGAGAGGUUAAGAGGAAACCGAAAUCAUCAACAGGGGGUUAUCCAGCAGUGAACACCUUUCCAGGAAUGGCUCCAAGUGUUCCCUAUCCCACGGGCCCAGUUGGAAUGCCCAUGCCCGUUCCUCCCAUGUACCGGCCAUAUUAAUUCUAGUUGAUAUAAGUGAUACCUAUUAAUUAUCACCUUGCUAGAUAUAUUCGCAAAUGUACAAGUCUAUUUUACUCACACAAACGUUUGCAUUAUUGAUUAAACAUUUGAAAAAUUA
This is a messenger RNA of Fopius arisanus, 885 nucleotides long. RefSeq names its product vacuolar protein sorting-associated protein 37B-like (gene Vps37B). Gene Ontology annotation, cellular component: ESCRT I complex. Bases 126 to 767 code for a protein of 213 amino acids. The transcript is spliced from 4 exons. The record is from RefSeq and is a predicted model, not a curated record. Gene Ontology annotation, biological process: protein targeting to vacuole; ubiquitin-dependent protein catabolic process via the multivesicular body sorting pathway; protein targeting to membrane. NCBI's taxonomy places the organism in Eukaryota, Metazoa, Arthropoda, Insecta, Hymenoptera, Braconidae.